This is a messenger RNA of Neomonachus schauinslandi (Hawaiian monk seal), 1768 nucleotides long. It is a transcript of the gene SNX2, whose product is annotated as sorting nexin 2. The transcript is spliced from 15 exons. Gene Ontology annotation, cellular component: retromer complex; endosome membrane; endosome. The record is from RefSeq and is a predicted model, not a curated record. Gene Ontology annotation, biological process: intracellular protein transport; early endosome to Golgi transport. NCBI's taxonomy places the organism in Eukaryota, Metazoa, Chordata, Mammalia, Carnivora, Phocidae. Gene Ontology annotation, molecular function: phosphatidylinositol binding. Bases 102 to 1661 code for a protein of 519 amino acids.
GGGCGGGGGGGAGCGGGACGGCCGGCGCGCCAGCACUGCCGUGCGUGCUCACGUGACAGGUCCGCGAGGCCCAGCUCACGCAGUCGUCUGGACGAGCGAAGAUGGCGGCCGAGAGGGAGCCUCCUCCGCUGGGGGACGCAAAGCCCACCGACUUUGAGGAGCUGGAGGAUGGAGAGGACCUGUUCACCAGCACUGUGUCCACCCUAGAGUCAAGUCCAUCAUCUCCAGAACCAGCUAGUCUUCCUACAGAAGAUGUGAGUCCAAACUCAAAUGGUCCAAAACCUGCAGAGGUGGUGCUAGAUGAUGACAGAGAAGAUCUUUUUGCAGAAGCCACAGAAGAAGUUUCUCUGGAUAGUCCAGAAAGGGAACCUAUCCUGUCUUCAGAACCUUCUCCUGCAGUCACACCUGUGACCCCUACUACACUCAUUGCUCCCAGAAUUGAAUCAAAGAGUAUGUCUGCUCCUGUGAUCUUCGAUAGAUCCAGGGAGGAGAUUGAAGAAGAAGCAAAUGGAGAUGUUUUUGAUAUAGAAAUUGGUGUAUCAGAUCCAGAGAAAGUUGGUGAUGGCAUGAAUGCUUACAUGGCUUAUAGAGUAACAACAAAGACUUCUCUGUCCAUGUUCAGUAAGAGUGAAUUUUCAGUGAAAAGAAGAUUCAGUGACUUUCUCGGUUUGCAUAGCAAGUUAGCAAGCAAGUAUUUACAUGUUGGUUAUAUUGUACCACCAGCUCCAGAAAAGAGUAUAGUAGGCAUGACCAAGGUCAAAGUGGGUAAAGAAGAUUCAUCAUCCACUGAAUUUGUAGAAAAACGGAGAGCAGCUCUUGAAAGGUAUCUUCAAAGAACAGUAAAGCAUCCAACUUUACUACAGGAUCCUGAUUUAAGGCAGUUCCUGGAAAGUUCAGAGCUGCCUAGAGCAGUUAACACACAGGCUCUGAGUGGAGCAGGAAUAUUGAGGAUGGUGAACAAGGCUGCCGACGCUGUCAACAAAAUGACAAUCAAGAUGAAUGAAUCGGAUGCAUGGUUUGAAGAAAAGCAGCAGCAAUUUGAAAAUCUGGAUCAGCAACUUAGGAAACUUCAUGCUAGUGUCGAAGCCUUGGUCUGUCAUAGAAAAGAGCUUUCAGCCAACACAGCUGCCUUUGCUAAAAGUGCCGCCAUGUUAGGUAACUCAGAGGACCAUACUGCUUUAUCUAGAGCUUUGUCUCAGCUUGCAGAGGUGGAGGAGAAGAUAGACCAGUUACAUCAAGAACAAGCUUUUGCUGACUUUUAUAUGUUUUCAGAACUACUUAGUGACUACAUUCGUCUUAUUGCCGCAGUGAAAGGUGUGUUUGACCAUCGAAUGAAGUGCUGGCAGAAAUGGGAAGAUGCUCAACUUACUUUGCUCAAAAAACGUGAAACUGAGGCAAAAAUGAUGGUUGCUAAUAAACCAGAUAAAAUACAGCAAGCUAAAAAUGAAAUAAGAGAGUGGGAGGCAAAAGUACAACAAGGAGAAAGAGAUUUUGAACAGAUCUCUAAAACAAUUCGAAAAGAAGUGGGAAGAUUUGAGAAAGAACGAGUGAAAGAUUUUAAAACUGUUAUUAUCAAGUACUUAGAAUCAUUAGUACAAACACAGCAACAGCUGAUAAAAUACUGGGAGGCAUUCUUGCCUGAAGCCAAAGCCAUUGCCUAGCAAGAAGAUUUCUGUUAUGAAGAUCUUGGAUGUUUGUUCCAGUUACGCUGAAUUCCACAGUGAAAUCAUUUAAAACCAUCUAAAUAAACCACUCUAUAUUUUAUGAA